Messenger RNA from Mus pahari (shrew mouse), 1815 nucleotides. RefSeq names its product oogenesin-3-like. Lineage: Eukaryota; Metazoa; Chordata; Mammalia; Rodentia; Muridae. Bases 110 to 1504 code for a protein of 464 amino acids. Gene Ontology annotation, biological process: negative regulation of DNA-templated transcription; positive regulation of cell population proliferation; negative regulation of cell differentiation. The record is from RefSeq and is a predicted model, not a curated record. Gene Ontology annotation, cellular component: cytoplasm. The transcript is spliced from 4 exons.
GAGAGCUAAACACAGUCUAUUCAUCAUCCAACAACUGACUGAGGCUUCAGAGUUCCUGGAUGACUCUUCAGAAGAAGAAACAAUUGAUGUGUACUCCCCACCCACCCUGAUGAAGCUGGCAAGACAGAGGCUACUGAGACAGGAGGCUUUGGCAAUUUCUGCUCUCAAGGACCUGCCCAAUAUGCUGUUCCCAGUGUUUUUUGAGGAGGCCUUCACUGAUGGUCAUACAAAGAUCUUGAAGGCCAUGAUACCUGAGUGGCCCUUUCCAUCCCUUUCUGUAGCAGUGCUGAUAGACAACUGCAACCUGGAGACUUUGAAGGCUUUUCUUGAGGGACUAGAUAUACUGCUUGCACAAAAGGUUCGCUCCAGUAGGUGCAAACUCAAAGAGAUCAACUGGAGGGAUACAGGCCAUGGUUCCCAUGGGAUAUGGCCUGGAUCCCAUGAAGUCGAAGGUUUACCAGAGUCCAUGAAACAGAAGCAUCCUAAUUGUGCGGGGAAGGAAGAAUUGAAGGUAACAACUGAACUCUCUGUCAUGAAUGGCAGACUUAAUGAAUCUGACACAUACUUGUUGGAGUGGGUCCAGCAGAGAAAAGAUUCCAUUCAUCUAUUCUGUAGGAAGCUGGUAAUUCAAAGCUUAACCAAAGCCACAAUGACAGAAAUCUUCAAAACUGUAAAUGCAGACUGUAUACAGGAGUUGGAGCUAUGUUGUAUUUGCCUAGAAGAUUUGGCUUUUCUUAACCCCUACCUGAGACAGAUGGACAGUCUUCUCGAACUCACACUUGAUCACAUCACAGAUGGCCUCAGUAUGGGUGAUUCUGAAAUGCUUGAGGAAAAAAUGAUCACAUUAGUUUCUCAACUUCCCACAUUUCCCUGUCUCCAGAAACUUCAUGUAAAUGGUGUCUACUUUAUAUACGGCAACCUGAAAGAAUUCCUCAGGUGCGCGAAGAAGCCAUUGGUGUCAGUUUGCAUCAGUAACUGUGAACUCUCACAGUCAGACUUGGAUUACCUACCCUAUUGCCUGAAUAUUUUGGAGCUCAAAUGUCUGAACCUUAUUGAUAUACCUUUAUUUCAUUUACUCCUUGAGCCUCUUGGGUUUCUCCUUGAAAGUGUUAGACAUACCCUGAAAUGCUUGAUAUUGAAGUCAUGUGGUAUGGGGGAAUCUCAUUUCAAUGCCCUGCUGCCUGCCCUAAGUCAAUGUUGUCACCUCACAAAUGUCAACUUCUGGGAUAAUGAACUCUCUCUGCUGUUCCUGAAACAACUUCUACACCACACAGCAAAUCUGAGCCAGCUGACCUAUGAGCAGUACCCUGCCCCUCUUGAGUGCUAUGAUGACAGGAGUGUAAUAAUAUCACAUAGAUUAGAGCAAUAUUGUCCUGAGCUCCUGGAUAUACUCAAGGCCAAAAGACAGCCCAAAGAGGUCAUCUUUGCUACAACCCAAUGUUCUAGGUGUGGUAGAUCUUAUGUUUAUGAUCUGAAGACCCAACGUUGUUUUUUUGAAGAAUAACUCCUGUAAGGUUGAUUGUAGAACAGAGAAAUGGAAGCUUAGUAUUGGGGUUUGAUGAAAUCUUAAUUGAAUUUCCCUCGCUUAAAGGAGCAUGGAUAUGUCAAUCACCUAAAGGUCUGAGAUACACGAUAAAAAGGCAAGAUCGUCCUCUGAGCUGGUGAAUAAAUGUAGCAUCUGCAAAAAGUGUCAAGUACUCUUUUCUUCUCUAGGAUUAUUGUUUGAGUGUGUUACAAUAGAGGCACACUUCCACAAGGAUAUUGUUCUUCUUGUUGACUACAUACAAUAAAUGUGUUGACUUUCUUUUCAUAGUU